AUGGCGGCGUCGCUCCUCUCCGAGACGGACAUCAGGCAUCGGUCCAUGGCGGAGGAGGAUCCGAACGGGAACGAGCACGGGGCGGCAGCCCGCAGCGCGGCGCCUCGCUGGGGACCGCGGCACGCCGGCGCCCGGCAGCUCGCGCGGCUCUACUCGCCGGGUAAACGGCUCCAGGAGGUGGCCUGUGUGAUUCUGUGCUUCCUCCUUUUCGCCAUCAACCUCUCCUUCCUGCUUCUGCAUUUCUCCACCGUUCACAUCUACAGAAUCAUUCUUGGCAUUGUUCUAGGAAUAGUGACGGCAGACUUUGCAUCAGGCAUCGUACACUGGGGUGCAGACACCUGGGGAUCUGUGGACAUCCCUGUUAUUGGCAAGGCAUUCAUUCGACCAUUCAGGGAACACCACAUCGAUCCAACUGCCAUCACUCGCCACGACUUCAUUGAAACCAAUGGAGACAACUGUAUGAUCCCCAUUGUACCACUGGCUCACAUGGCCUACAAGUUCCUCACAUACACACCAGAGGCCUUGGUGCCGUCCUAUCCCUGGGACUGCUAUGUCUUUGCCCUGGCAGUUUUUGUGACGCUGACCAAUCAGAUUCAUAAGUGGAGCCAUUCCUACUUCGGCCUCCCACUCUGGGUCACACUACUCCAGGAUUGGCAUCUUGUGUUGCCACGGAAACACCACCGUAUCCAUCACGUUUCGCCACAUGAGACAUACUACUGCAUUACUACAGGUUGGUGUAAUUACCCACUGGAUCAGCUGGGCUUUUGGAGACGGAUGGAGCAAUUGAUCGAAUGUGUAACAGGCCAAAAACCACGAUCAGAUGACAUGGCAUGGGCCAAGAAGACUGACUGACAGAGAAAUGCACAAAUUCACGUUUUUACAUUUCACUCAUGCGCCUGUGCAUCUGAGCAAACCAUGUUGUAGCAAAAAACUCAAAGACUGGUGCAAGUGAUAUGUGUUCAGUAUGUGCUAUAGUCUGCUUGGAACAUUGCUGAUGAAACAGUUAGUGGGUCAGUGAGCUGGUACUGUAGGCAUGUGCACUGUCCUGUAGGUGUAGGGGUUCUGGAGGAUGGGCUCUCCAAUCGUGUUGUUGCAGGCCUCUUCUUACACCACACAUGUCUAAGCAGUUCUGUUGUUAAGUCCCACCUUUUUGUCUAUGUCCUUUUUGUACCAAGAAUUGACAAAGGCACUUUUCUAAUAUCUCUCUCAGCUCUGAUGUACUGUAUAAACGUGUCUAGACCUCGGUAAACUUAGAUACAAGUAAAACUGGUUAAAAUCAUGGCGUCAACGAAGUUUUUGUUAGUUAAAAAUUGUACAAACAACUCAAAUAUUAUUUUUUUACUGGAUGAUGUUUUGGUUCUGAUCCAUUUUUUUAGUGUUAGAACUAUUUUGUGCCGAUCCUCACUCAUUCAGUUUACAGGUACUCCAGAAGUGCUACUAUAUUUAGUAGCGAAUGACCUCGCUGUGAAUUCUUGAAGCAACCUCAAGAACCUCAAUCGCAUCCCUCGCCACCAGAUAACACCGAAUAAUUUCUUCUAAAUGAGCAUAUGAAACACAUCAAGUUCAUUGUUAUUCAUUUGAAAGACAAAUCUACUUCCCUUGAAAUGAGAUACGUUUAGAAAUAUUAUCAAAACUAUAAGUUCUUUGUCAUGAUGAACAGCUAAUCUUUUAGCAGUUAACUCUACACAUAUGCUAAGGUCAGCCAGGCUUGGUGGUCAGAGGAUAAGUAGCAUGUUUAAAAAGUAUGCAUACUGAAAUAACGUUUUUACCUGAUGUGAAAUGAAAACGCAAAAGAAGCUGGGAUUUUAGAUGAUUUACCCAGCAUAAACUGCUGAUUUCAUUUAGUUACGUUGGCUCGGACCAGAGGUCAAAUCCACCGUACACUGCUGCUGACUGUGUCACCUGUGCUUACUGUUUACAUGCCCCGAGGCUUGAAGUGCUAGAUUGGGUUUCUAUUUUUUUUCCUCAGCUAACUUCUUAAAAAGCAUUUUGGAAUCACCAAAUUGAAAGUGCAGAAAAUAUCCCACGUCUUAGAUAUUCUUCCAUGGGCACUGGACACUGUAAAAAGUUUUAGUUUAGCUCUGUUCCACCACUCAAAAGAGAUUGCUUACAGUACCUUGUCAUCUCUGAAUCUGCUUUUAACUCAUUACUCACCACCACAGAUUCACGUAGAGUUUACAGCCUGACCACAACAUAAAGCCGACCGAACCGCUUUAAUUUCUUCUAUGGUUAUUUAAGAAAGUCUGAAAUCUUUUUUUACAAGUAAUUGAAAUCAUGUUAGAAAUGGAUUGCUGUGAGCACUGGUAGAAAAGACGAAACACUGCAGACUGUUUUGCUAUUCUUAUCCCACACACUGCAGCUGUAAAUGUUAAACACUCAACAAAAGAACUAUCACAAACAUAGAGACCGGAGUCACAGGAUGUGAGAGCAAGAAAUUAAUUUUACUGCAUUUAAAAGUGCUAGAAGCGAACUCUGUUCUAGCAACAACAACCAGGCUUUGCAGAUGGAUGCUUAGGGCUCUAGCAUCUCUGACUCGUGUUUAAAUGCCAUACGUUGACACUUUGGACUCUUAAUAACUUGCACUAGAGCCAAGCUGCUUGAGUUGUAGUUUAUUUUGCAGGCUGAAAAUCCCUUCAGUCUCAGAACAAUAAUAACAGCACUUUAUUGUUUUACUGAGUAAAUGUCCUCCAUUGACCCAUUCACUCACCAUGACAGACAUACAAAUCGAACCAGGCUGUUUGCAUGCGUGCGAGCACACUACACAUGCUGUAACACACUGUGUUAUCUUUUCUCUGGCUUUAAAAUGAUUUUUUUUAUAAAUGAAUCAAGCCUUGUAUAAAUUCACAUGUUCCAUUUUGCAGCUCAACGCUCACUGCUUAUCUGCCUUAAUGUUUUUAUCUGCUCUUGGGUUUAAAUAAAGGUUUAUUACUCCAGAAUG
Molecule: messenger RNA, 2938 nt
Organism: Betta splendens (Siamese fighting fish)
Lineage: Eukaryota; Metazoa; Chordata; Actinopteri; Anabantiformes; Osphronemidae
Gene: peds1a
Exons: 6
Coding region: 1-852 (283 amino acids)
Molecular function (GO): oxidoreductase activity
Source: RefSeq, a predicted model, not a curated record